CAAGAAGCCCUUCUGGACAUUCGAGUGCCUUGGUAAUAUACUGAAUUUUCUGGCUUGUGUUUUUUCCGUGGAUGGUGGAGGCAUUGAUGCCCACCUUACUUCUCUGUCUACCGUAUCUGCUGCUUCUAUCGAAAGGGGAGCGUGA
Acaulospora morrowiae is the source of this 145-nucleotide messenger RNA. NCBI's taxonomy places the organism in Eukaryota, Fungi, Glomeromycota, Glomeromycetes, Diversisporales, Acaulosporaceae. The record is from the annotation of a GenBank genome assembly.